AUGUCCUUCCAAACGCCAGGACUCACAAAAUUCGCCGGCCUCGCAUCAUCACCCGCAGCCGUCUACUGGGGCGGCAGCCUGUGGGUGUUCUACACGACCACCGCCGACAGCACCAGCAUCUGGUACGCCGAAUCCACCGACGGCGGGAACAAGUGGAACGCCGCCGAGAAGGUACCCGCCUCAGGACUCAGCAUCGCACCCAACACAUCGCCGUGCCCGGUCGUUUUCGACGGCAAACUGUACCUGUUCUUCAACGGCUCCAGCAACAACGGCACGUUCGUGACCAUCUUCUACGACCCCGAGUGGUCGCUCGUCAGCGCCGUCGCGACCCUGACCGGCGUGCCCAUGGGCUUCCUGCCCGGCACGUCGCCCGCCGCUGCCGUCUACCGCGGCGAGGUGCACCUGUUCUGGAACGGCGCGGGCGACAACGGCGUUUUCUGUCUCACCACCAACGGAACUACCUGGGGCGCGCCGUUCAGCUGCACCGACUGCGUGCCUGGGUUGAGCAUCGCGCCCGGCACCAGCCCGUGCGCUGUCAGUGCUGGCGACGCGCUGUAUCUCUUCUGGAACGGCCGCGGCGGCACCGGCGCCUGGUACGCCACGCACACGUAUGUCGCAGGGGACGGGCUGGUGCGGCUAAACGAGGCCUGGUCCGCCGCGGCGUCGGUCAAGGCCCAGGUCGCCGGCAUGGACUUCUUCGCCGGCACCAGCCCGGCGGCGCAGCCGCUCGACGCCAAGGAUGCAGCCACGCUACGGCUGUUCUGGGUCGGGCCGGGCGGGCCCGGCGAGGGCGUGUCGUACUCGGUGUUGGGCGCAGGCGGGACCUGGAGCGCGAAGAAGCUCGUCGCGGCCGAGGUUGGCGGCCAGGCGCUGGCGGCGGGGACUUCGCCGUGUGCGAUCAAUUUCACCGCCGGCUUGUUUCUGUUCUGGGCUGGUGCUGACCAGACCCUGCGGUUUGCUGAGCUGCCCAAUGGGUCGUGGGCCGAUACUAUAAAGGCGUUUCCCAGGCGCAACUUUGUGCGCAAGCCGGCGGGUAGAGCGUGA
Molecule: messenger RNA, 1044 nt
Organism: Lasiosphaeria miniovina
Lineage: Eukaryota; Fungi; Ascomycota; Sordariomycetes; Sordariales; Lasiosphaeriaceae
Exons: 1
Coding region: 1-1044 (347 amino acids)
Source: RefSeq, a predicted model, not a curated record